GGCAUCGCCAGACGAGGGUUUUACGGGGCGUAUUUAUUAGACGAGCCCGACUUAGUGCUGUCGAUGGUGUCUGCAAUGCAUCGGCAUUUGGCUGUGCCUGUCACCUGCAAAAUACGCAAAGUGCUGACAGCACCAGACAGCACUGCAUGUUAG
Molecule: messenger RNA, 153 nt
Organism: Eimeria acervulina
Lineage: Eukaryota; Apicomplexa; Conoidasida; Eucoccidiorida; Eimeriidae
Exons: 2
Molecular function (GO): tRNA dihydrouridine synthase activity
Source: RefSeq, a predicted model, not a curated record